This is a messenger RNA of Mesorhabditis spiculigera, 393 nucleotides long. The record is from the annotation of a GenBank genome assembly. Lineage: Eukaryota; Metazoa; Nematoda; Chromadorea; Rhabditida; Rhabditidae.
AUGGUCAAGGUAGUCGGCCUGGAAUUGGCACCCGGUCCGUCGGUCGACGACGACCCGUCGGCAGCCUGGGCGGCCGUCCGAGAUUCGAUGCAGGCCAUUCUGGACGAUCCGGCAAAGUCCACCCUCGAAUACGACGGGCACUUCGGCCGGACCAACCUCGGGGCCACGGUCGAGGGGUUCUUGUGUUUCGAUCUGGUCAUCCACGGUUGGGAUCUCGCAGCCGCGACCGGCACCGAUACGACGAUGCGUAACACGGACGUGGAGUGGGUGUCGGAGAUCGCCGCGGGCCUCGGCGAGUCGAUCCGCAUGAGCGGUGUGUGCGGCCCGGAAAUACAGGUUCCGGACAACGCUGACAAAGCGACGAAACUCCUUGCCUUCCUCGGCCGGAAGGCG